ACCAGCAACUCCAACAGCUGGCUGAUGGUGGUCGACCGACUCAACACCAGAAUGUCGUAUUACUUUGUGAUCGUUGGAGUUUUGGAUAAUCCGAUCUAUGAGGCGCAUCUGACGACUUCCAAGACAUCUGCAUCGUCGUCGGUUCCACCAGCGCCCCUAUCAGCGCAUCCGUCGUACUCGCUAUUGCAAGAGCUGAGUGGCCCGUUAACGACGAGUGUGACGGGAGUCGGCGGAGGGGAGGAGAAGGUAGAGAAGCAGAAGGAAGGGCCCGGUCAGGAAGACCAGUCGGCGAUCAGCUAUGCCCGCAAAGACUCCGAAAGAGGCAGACACGUUGUCCAGCUCGUCAGUCAUGCCGCACUCGACACUAUUGACGCGCUCAUCUGGGCGGAGAAAUCGAUGUACUUGAAGCAAAUCGAUCGCUUUCAUGAAUGGUCCGUCUCAGCCUGGAUUCCUCCCGGUGGGAUGCGGUUCGUCUUGCUACAUGAGAUUAAAAACAACGAUGACGGGAUCAAGAUGUUUUUCCUCGAGGCCUGGGAGUCGUUCGUGCGACACCAAUUGUCUCCCUUCUAUGAGAUCAAUUCGAGGAUCGCAAGCCCCCAGUUAGACACCCGAAUCAGAACCAGUGCUCGCAAGUUCUUGUAACGCUCCCUCAUCAUCGGGGCACCUGAAAUACGAAUCGGUAUUUGCAAUGAAAGAGAAUGACCAGUGACCGGGUGGGACUUUUAAACAAUCUCAGUAAAACGACUUAUUUUGCUAAUGCGGGAGGAACAACUAUGUAGCGGACAGAGCCUUGAUCAUAUUCUAUACUGACUCCUGGAGCAAGCAUUCUGACAUGUGGUUUGUCCACCGUUCAUAGUUCCUAAUUUGAUUGGCCGCCCCCAUCCACUAUCUCACUCUUCACAGCGCCCCUCCAUAUUUGGUAGCAUGUAAUAAACCUCUCGUCUGUUGAUACACACGAAUGUCUUGGGUUACAAGGUUCAACUCACAGUUUGGAGACUGUUGUCCUCCCAUUUCAUGGUAUCGAUCAACAGCUUGCCCAGAAGAUUGGAAACACAAUCGGACGAGGGCCCAUGGUUUAGAAAAACAUUCCUCCCCCAAGCUCAUUGACAAG
This is a messenger RNA of Puccinia graminis f. sp. tritici CRL 75-36-700-3, 1111 nucleotides long. RefSeq lists its product as uncharacterized. The transcript is spliced from 6 exons. The record is from RefSeq and is a predicted model, not a curated record. Lineage: Eukaryota; Fungi; Basidiomycota; Pucciniomycetes; Pucciniales; Pucciniaceae. Gene Ontology annotation, biological process: endoplasmic reticulum to Golgi vesicle-mediated transport. Gene Ontology annotation, cellular component: cytoplasm; nucleus; TRAPP complex. The coding region runs from base 25 to 642 and encodes 205 amino acids.